AUGCCUCGUCUUCAUAUUCUCAGCGACCCGAGCACAGCUGCUCACUACCCACCAGUUGACCACAACAAGAUCGUCCGCCUGGAGAUCUUCCCUCCCAUUGGUAUAGCACGUGUCGGCGACUCUGAAAUCGAAUGUUUCCUCGCCCCGGAGGUGCCUGGUCGCACCUACCCUCCCAACGGCCUACGCAUGCGGCCGAAUGGCCAGGAGUUCAAGUUUCGAGAUGCUCACCAGAGGCUCAGACGCCAGGCUGUCCGCUUUCGCGUCUAUGCGUACGAUGCCCAUGACAAGCUCCUCGGCGAAGUUAACAGCGAAAACGGGUACAUCUUGAACUGGACCGUGCAAGUCGCGAACAAAAAGGCGGCAAACUAUGUCCACCAACGCGGAGGCCACUUUGAUCCCCACGAAACCGCUUUACGAAACCCAAAAAUCCAACCAGAUCUAAACCUCGAAGAUCGUUCCCUCCUUAUCGUUGCAGACGAGGGAGCCAUAGCGUCAACAGACCCCCUGAACACCUUUGUCCUGCUCAACAAGGGUACCUUUCAAGGAUCACGCGUGGAACUCGCACAGCUCCAGCGUGAUACCCGCGGCCGUUUGGUCUUUGUCCCCGGUAAAGGAGAAGCCCGUUCUAUCGUCAAUCCUUCCAAGCCCCAGCCACCAAUUAUUUCUGCAAUGGACAGCUCGAAUUGGAUUGACGAGAUUUGCGACGGGCAGGUGAAGGUCGUGGUGACAAGGGCCGGGACUGAUCACAAAGUCGGCGAGUUGGGGCGUCCAGCUACAGUCCUCAGCGCACCACCCAACUUUGCUUGGGGCAUCAAUGCACCUACUACAUUGUAUGAUACGAUCGAGAACAUUUAUCGCGAGGAGGAGCACCCGCUCGUUCCCAGACCUACUGUUCACAGCCUAGACUUCUGGAAGCACAUAUGGCCGAUUUUACUUUCCGCUUCUUCAUUGUCUUGGACCAACAACCAAGCUUUCCAGGGUCAUGGUGUAUCCAGCAACGGACAUUACAACUUCUGGCAGGUCCUCGAGUUAUUUGUAGGUGACGCGGGGGACGACGUAGAAUUAAUGAACAAAAGGAAAUAUUUCAAGUCUCGAAUCUUUGAAAAGCUCCGGAAACCACUGAACCGACACAAUCCUGAUCAACUCCAAGCAGACACAAGGUACAUGCCACGCCUCUCUGGCGACGCUGGUGAACUGCCAGAGCCAGGUACUUUCACAAGCAACCUACAGCCCGAUGCCCGGAAGUUCGCUGCACUCACGAAGCUCCAGCAUGACCGUUUUCGGAUAUGGACAAAUGACGAUACUUUCCACCUCCCCGCCGAUGGAGUCCUCCCCAUUCCGCGAGAACGUCUCGAAGAUGUCGACCUAAAAGACCAGACAGAGGAGCUUACGCGUGCGAUACUGGAGACGGCCAUUGGGGACCCGCUUUAUCCUGGGAUUGAAAUGUAUUGGAUUGCGAAAUUGAAUACGACGUACGACACAAACCACGCCGUAAAGAUCAAUCCUCCCUUCAGAAUUAACACAAACACAAUAUUACCUGGACAUCUCACGCGAGGGCUCAGUCUACCCUGGCAAUGCGACUUUGAUUUAUGCAAGACACACUGGUGGCCCUCCGUUCGCCCAGACGAUAUCGUGCCAAAAGUAGUCUUCCACGCUACCGUCCAAGGGUCCAAUAACAAAACGGACUUUGACACGGCUAUAACGGCACGAACCAAGUGGACAAGAGGACUUCGCGAUACGGUCAUCGUCACACCUACCCAGGAAGACUGGCCAGGAAGCGAUGAUAUGGUCAGGUACUGGAAGUACCUUGGUGUCGUGAGGAAAACCCGGAAUGCGUUCACAGAUCGCCAUGGUUGGCAGCAUAGUGUAUUCCUUGAAGAUGAGCGGGUAUGGAUGUGA
Messenger RNA from Laccaria bicolor S238N-H82, 1899 nucleotides. RefSeq lists its product as uncharacterized. NCBI's taxonomy places the organism in Eukaryota, Fungi, Basidiomycota, Agaricomycetes, Agaricales, Hydnangiaceae. The record is from RefSeq and is a predicted model, not a curated record. Bases 1 to 1899 code for a protein of 632 amino acids. The transcript has 10 exons.